This is a messenger RNA of Phlebotomus papatasi, 2222 nucleotides long. RefSeq names its product sodium-coupled monocarboxylate transporter 2-like. Lineage: Eukaryota; Metazoa; Arthropoda; Insecta; Diptera; Psychodidae. Gene Ontology annotation, biological process: transmembrane transport; sodium ion transport. Gene Ontology annotation, molecular function: symporter activity. The record is from RefSeq and is a predicted model, not a curated record. The coding region runs from base 98 to 1888 and encodes 596 amino acids. Gene Ontology annotation, cellular component: membrane. The transcript is spliced from 2 exons.
AUUCACUGGAUGCCUGGAGGCAAUUUAGUCGCGUGGAGUCUGUGAGUGAGGAGAGUUUUGUGUGGUCAGAAGUAUUUCCAGAAAAUUGGUGGAAAAAAUGGGGGAAUAUUCCACGGAGAUGAGUUUCCUGGAGAGUGUGACUGAGAGGCAUGGAGUGGUUUUUGGUGAGGAGAGUACCUUGAGGUUUGGAAUUUGGGAUUAUGGGCUGUUUAUUGCUAUGCUGGGACUUUCUGCACUCAUUGGGAUCUACUUUGGUUUUCUCAACAAGAAGAAGCAGGACAAUACGGAAGAGUAUCUUCUGGGUGGGAAGAAAAUGAGUAUUUUUCCAGUUUCUUGUUCCCUGAUUGCUAGUCACAUUUCCGGAUCGACAAUAUUGGGAGUUCCUACACAAAUCUAUGCCUACGGGAGUCAGUAUUCGAUGUUUAUUGUCUGUGCUUUAGCUACUCAACUCUCCAUCAUCUAUAUCUUCCUGCCUGUUUUUCAUGAGCUCCAGAUGACUUCCUGUUUCUCUUAUCUGGAGAGGAGAUUCGAUCGGAAAGUUCGGCUUGUGGCUAGUUUUAUGUUUGCUCUCAAUGUCAUGCUAUUUGUCCCGGCUGUUAUCUAUGUCCCAGCUCUGGCCUUCAAUCAGGUUACAGGGAUCAAUCUUCAUCUGGUAACUCCCAUUAUCUGCUCAAUUUGCAUCUUCUACACAACUGUCGGAGGUUUAAAAGCUGUGGUCUACACAGAUGCCCUACAGUUCAUCCUGAUGGUCGGUGCUACUCUUGUGGUGAUGUUUCUGGGAGUGGGAUUGACAGGAGGAUUUUCUGGGGUGUGGGAAUCUGCUGAACGAGGCGGAAGACUCAUAUUCUUCAAUAUGGAUCCAAAUCCAAGGCUCGGCAUUUCCUUCUGGACAGUCACCAUGGGAAUGACUGUGGCUUGGGUUUCUCUUCUGGGAGUCACUCAGAGCAGUAUCCAGAGAUUCCUAUCAGUACCUGACAUGAAGAGAGCCACAAAAUCCGUGUGGAUCUUCACAGGUGGCAUGAUCUUCAUCAAAACUUGCUGCAUCUUUGUGGGAUUGAUCAUCUAUGCCAAAUACGAGACCUGUGAUCCCUAUUCCAUGGGCGUUGUUUCGAAAUUAGAUCAAAUUCUUCCGUACUUUAUCAUGGAUGUUGGAAAAUCCAUUCCUGGACUUCCUGGACUCUUCAUAGCUGGCAUCUUUUCAGCUGCUCUCUCCUCAAUGUCCAGCUCACUCAAUACACUGGCUGGGACAAUUUAUGAAGAUUUUCUGCGACACAGAUUCCCAAAGGCCUCAGAGAAACAAGCCAGUUCCACAAUGAAGAUCAUCGUGGUGAUUUUAGGCGCAAUUCAGCUGGCGUGCGUCUUUGUCGUGGAACGAAUGGGAACGGUUUUCUACCUUACUUUGGCUCUCAAUGGCGUAACUUCAGGCGCUUUGCUGGGCAUCUUUUCCAUGGGAAUGUUGCUAAGGAAAGCUAAUACUAAGGGAGUUAUUGCAGGAACUCUUUUGUCCAUUUCUAUUGUAUCAACAAUUAUGAUUGGGGCUCAAUUUGCCCAGAGACCUGCCCCACUUCCAUUGAGAGUAGACGGAUGUGCUGGGUUAAAUUCAACAAUUCCCGCUACUGAGACACCAAUUGUGGUAGAAGAUGAUCUUCCUGGAAUAUUCCUGAUAAGCCCCAUGUACUAUCCACUACUUGGCUUUGUCAUAAUCAUUGUUGUGGGCUACACUAUUAGCAUACUUUCGGGUGGGUGUGAUCUCAUGGAUGAGCGACUUUUGUGCCAAUUUGCGCGAAGCCGGGAAUUCCGGGAGAGACAGAAGAGGAAGGCAGAGGAAGCACAGUACGCAAAAAUUGGCCAAGCACUAAAAGAUCUCGAGGCAAAUGGAAAAAUCUAAUUAAUCCCAUAUUGUUCAAUUUGGCUCAAAAAAAAAUCGCGACACAAAAGCCCAUCUCAAUGAGGGUGAUAACAGAGGCCGCAGAAAAAAAAGAAUAUCAGACGUUUUGUCGCACUAUUUGCUUUUUAGCUGAGAAGUGCGCGAAUUUCAGAAGCGUGAUAUCAUUUUAUCAGUAUUUCUACCAUACAUCUCGCAAUCAUUGCUAAAGCACCUUCUUUCCUGGAAAAAAAAAAUCCUAAGACAUUUUUAGUACAAUUAAUGAUGUAGAUGAACAGCAUAGUGGACUGUUGUUGAGCUAUAGAACAUGUUUUAAAAUAAAAUGAUGACGAAAGUG